AUGGAGAGGAAGAGCAAGGGCCGGCAAAAGAUCAAGAUGAUGAAGAUGGAAAGCGAAAGCAACCUCCAAGUGACUUUCUCGAAACGCCGCUCAGGCCUCUUCAAAAAGGCCAGUGAGCUUUGCACCUUGUGUGGUGCCGAGGUCGCUAUCAUCGUAUUCUCACCGGGAAAGAAGGUCUUCUCCUUCGGUCAUCCAUCUGUGGAGCCAAUUAUUGAUCGGUUUCUCACCCCAAACCCACCUCAAAUAAAGUCCGGCACACUCCAAUUGAUCGAGGCACAUAGAAACGCCAGCGUCCGGCAGCUCAACAUGCAACUCACGCAGAUCACGAACCAACUGGAGGCCGAGAAGAAGCGUGGGGAGGAACUGAAACGAAUGCGCCAAGCAAGCCAGGGACAGUGCUGGUGGGAGGCGCCUAUUGAACAGCUAGGGCUGCCACAACUCGAGCAGUUGAAGUUAUCUCUGGAGGGGCUGAAAAGGAACGUGGCAAAGCAGUCGGACAGGCUCCUAUUUCAGACUUCAAAUCCUCCUCCUGCUCAGUUUUACGGAGCAGGGAGUUCCAUAAACCAAUCACCAAUCCCUUUGGACACAAAGAUCCCUUAUUAUGCAAAGAAUAUGAAUGCUGGGUACAGUGGGAAUGCGAUGCCCCGCGUAUAUAAUCUUGGAUAUGGACGUGGGUUUUUCUGA
Molecule: messenger RNA, 684 nt
Organism: Juglans regia (Persian walnut)
Lineage: Eukaryota; Viridiplantae; Streptophyta; Magnoliopsida; Fagales; Juglandaceae
Product: agamous-like MADS-box protein AGL62
Exons: 1
Coding region: 1-684 (227 amino acids)
Biological process (GO): positive regulation of transcription by RNA polymerase II
Molecular function (GO): protein dimerization activity; RNA polymerase II cis-regulatory region sequence-specific DNA binding; DNA-binding transcription factor activity, RNA polymerase II-specific
Source: RefSeq, a predicted model, not a curated record